Messenger RNA from Chinchilla lanigera (long-tailed chinchilla), 2720 nucleotides. RefSeq names its product methyltransferase like 4 (gene Mettl4). The transcript has 8 exons. The coding region runs from base 75 to 1481 and encodes 468 amino acids. Gene Ontology annotation, cellular component: nucleus; cytosol; RNA N6-methyladenosine methyltransferase complex. The record is from RefSeq and is a predicted model, not a curated record. Gene Ontology annotation, molecular function: nucleic acid binding; site-specific DNA-methyltransferase (adenine-specific) activity; RNA methyltransferase activity. NCBI's taxonomy places the organism in Eukaryota, Metazoa, Chordata, Mammalia, Rodentia, Chinchillidae.
UCAAGGCCAGCCUGAACUGCAUAGUGAGACUCUGUCUCAAAAAGACAAAAAAUAAGAUAAAAUAAAAAAGAAGAAUGUCUGUGAUACAGCGGCUGUCACCUGGUUGGUUACUGGAUCAUCUUUCUUUCAUUAACAAGAUAAACUAUCAAAUUCAUCAGCCUCAUGAGCCUCGAGGCAGUCAAAAAGAGUCCACUCCUGUGUGCUUCGAUUCUCUUCAGAUGAAUUCUCUCUCUUCUGUUGGAUUCUCUGCUGCCUUCACUGCUUCUGACUCUACCACAGAGCCAGAGAAGGACGGAGAAAACUGUAGAACUCAGAAAUACGCUUUUCGAUCUGAACUGUUUAAUGUUGUCAAACCUUAUAUAGCUCCAGCUGUCCAUGAAGCAUGCCGACAGAGUAAUGAAAAAGAAGAUACCGUGAACAAUGUUAAACAGGAAACCUCCAUUUCUGUGGUUGGGAAGAAGCGUAAGAGAAGUGUUGUUUUCAAUCAAGGAGAAUUGGAUGCUAUGGAAUACCAUAAAAAGAUCAGAGAGUUGAUUUUGGAUGGCUCCUCACAAUUAAUCCAAGAAGGCCUCAGAAGUGGCUUUCUUUAUCAACUUUUGGAAAAGCGGGACAAGUGUAGCAAUCUCAUUACUUUACCACUGGAUACCUGCAGUUUGUCAGGAUUAUGUGAAAUGGCAAAGCAUUUGCCUUCUCUGAAUGGAAUGGAACUUCAGACAUUGCAGUUGGUGGAAGAGGAUUCGUCUGUUGCAGAGCAGGAUUUAUUUUCACGAUUCGUUGAAAACAACUCUAGCUUUUCAAAAAUGAUUACUUUAAUGGGACAGAAAUACUUGCUACCACCAAACAGCAGUUUUCUUUUGUCUGAUAUUUCUUGUAUGCAGCCACUUUUGAACUGUGGGAAAACAUUUGAUGUAAUUGUGAUGGAUCCACCGUGGCAGAACAAAUCAGUUAAAAGAAGUAAUAGGUACAGUUAUCUAUCACCGCUGCAAAUACAGCAGAUCCCCGUUCCUCAGCUGGCUGCUCCCAACUGCCUCGUUGUUACUUGGGUGACCAAUAGGCAGAAGCACCUGCGCUUUGUAAAGGAUGAGCUUUACCCGGCCUGGUCCGUGGAGGUCCUUGCUGAGUGGCACUGGGUGAAGAUCACAAGUGCGGGAGAGUAUGUGUUCCCUUUAGAUUCUCCACACAAAAAGCCUUACGAAGGUCUUAUACUGGGAAGAGUUCAAGCAAAAGCCACUUUACCAUUGAGGAGCACAGAUGUAACAAUGCCACCUAUUCCGGACCAUAAGUUAAUUGUCAGCGUGCCCUGUGUCCUUCAUUCACAUAAGCCGCCUCUUGCUGAGGUUCUAAAAGACUACAUCAAACCCGGCGGGGAAUGUUUGGAAUUGUUUGCUCGAAAUUUACAGCCGGGUUGGACCAGUUGGGGCAACGAAGUCCUCAAAUUUCAGCAUGUGGAUUAUUUCGUUGCCCUGGAGUCUGGAUGCUGAAGUGACCUGAAAGCCGCGCUUCUUGCUGUGUGGCACGUGGCGCUUCUGCACCCUUCCUCAUUUUCCCUUUUCCCUUUUCCCUAGAAGAACCUGGGCUUCUAGUACUGAUCGGAAAUGACCAGCCUUCAUGUAAUUGUGAGACAGACUUUACUUCUGUGGUAUCAAUACCCAAUACGGUAUUCUAGACCGCAGUUAAACAAGUAAGCAGUUAGAACGGAGGUCUGGUUAAGCUGUUGAGAAGUUCUGACAUCACUGUGGGCCACAGGUUGUAAUCUUGCCCAUGCAUGUGUUUUGUUUGAUACAAACAAACAAACCCAGAAAAUUUUAUGUCAGAGUCCAGAUUUCUGCUUCCCUGAAUAUCAGAAGCUGUUGGUAGUCUAAGGUACGCCAGGUGGUGGUGGUGGCGGACUUUUGCCAGUCUCCGGGUGACCACAGGACGCUUCCUCCACGCUGUCAUUUAAUGGCCCCCGAUGACUUGCACUUGGGCCUGGUGUAAUGUGAGAUUGCGGAGCAGGUUCCCAGUGGCUGCCAAGGACGGCCUCCUGGUAGUGAGGUUAUGCAGCUGCUUUGGAGAAUUGCACUCAGGAUUACUUUUCAAGUACUUCUUAGUUUUGCUAAUUUUUCUAGAACAAAAUUAAAAGUUCUUAGAAACACUGCUUAUAAUUGUGAAAAAGUAUUUAUAUAUUAUUUACAGAUUUUCUACAAGUAAAUAUUUUUCUACUGAGUUAAAAAUUUUUUCUUUCGUGAGGCUGGGGGUGGAAUCCCAGGGCCUUGUUCAUGCCAGACGAGCACUCCACCACGGAGCUACACUCUGGGCCUACUGAGUGAAAUGUUUUGACUGAAAGGAUACUUUGAAAACCAUGCUGAUUUAUUAUGUAUAAUCUUUUUUUAAUGUUGAGGUAGAGUUUUUACAUAAUACAAUUCUCCAAUUUGCAGUAUAGAGUCUAGUGAGUUUUGCAGUGGACAGUUUGUGACCUUCCACCAUAAUCAAGACAGAAAGUCUGCCUAUUUCUCCCAGCCCUCUCGUGGUCCCUUUGUAGUCCAUCUCUUCCCUCCUGGGCCCUGACCAAUGGCGAUUUAAUUUCUGUUGCAAGUUUUGCUGGUUUAACAUUUCAUAUAAAUGGAAUCACACAAUGGUUUGUCUUUUUUUUCUUAGUAAUUAUAAAAAAAGUAUAUUGUUGACAAAUGGUCUACAUAAUUUUAUCUUCUGAAUAAAAUAUUAGAUUGAAAUGACUCUGA